Molecule: messenger RNA, 1716 nt
Organism: Cornus florida
Lineage: Eukaryota; Viridiplantae; Streptophyta; Magnoliopsida; Cornales; Cornaceae
Product: probable ADP-ribosylation factor GTPase-activating protein AGD15
Exons: 9
Coding region: 535-1257 (240 amino acids)
Molecular function (GO): GTPase activator activity
Source: RefSeq, a predicted model, not a curated record
UUGACAUUCCUAAUAUAAGAAACUGCUUUCUUUAGUUAAACCAGCUUUACACAACCACCUAAAAAAAAAAAAAAAAAAAGUUAAAGGUUGUUAAUCAAACUCCGUCAUAUAAUUUAUAGAAAUCGUUUAUAUUUUAGUAAAAUUGUGACAUGACAAUAUGAGGAAUAACAAAUACUAUCUCUUCCCCAAAAAGAAUGUGGGCGGAGUAAAGUUUGGAAAACUUGGAAGUGAAGCAACGGGAUCAAGAUACAAUCCUGCUAUCGGAUUACUUAUUAUAUUAUUAAUGGUAAUGGAGACAAGUCAAUCCGUGGAAGAGAAUAUUCCAGUCCCAAACGGUAUUUUAGGGAAUACCUGACCGUUUCCUGUUAUUUUGUUUCGCCGCCAGUACUAGUAGUUGCCAAGCCAAGCCAUUCCAAAUCAUUCCCACACGGUUUUAGAGAGAGAGAGAGAGAGAGAGAUAGAACACGUCCCCCGUCUUUCUCUCUCCUCUCCGGUUCGUUUGCCUUUGAUCGCUUUCCGGUGAUCGGUGGAAAGAUGAACGGGAAGGCCUCCGUGUCUAAGGAGCUUAACGCCAAGCACACCAAGAUAUUGGAUGGUCUUCUUAAGCUGCCAGAAAAUAGGGAAUGUGCAGAUUGUCAGAGCAAGGCUCCACGAUGGGCAAGUGUGAACCUUGGAAUAUUUAUAUGCAUGCAAUGUUCAGGAAUACAUCGGAGUUUAGGUGUGCAUAUCUCAAAGGUACGGUCUACAAACUUGGAUACGUGGCUACCAGAGCAGGUUGCUUUUAUGCAAUCUGUGGGUAAUAAGAAGGCUAACAGUUACUGGGAAGCAGAACUGCCACCAAGUUUUGACAGAAGCGGGACUGAAAAAUUUAUCCGUGCCAAAUACCAGGAGAAAAAAUGGGCGUCAAAGAAAGCAACACAACCAGUUCCCGUGUUUGGUGAAAGGAGUUCUAAUUCUGACAAAUUGGUAGAAGAUGGAGCCAAAAAAAGGAUUCCAAAGAAAAUAAGAAGCUUUUCCCUCGAGGAAGAGAUUCUUACGAAACACAUGGCGCAAGUUGCUUGUACGACAAGAACUCGUCGGGGCUCUUUAGACAUGAGCAAGAUUAUUAUACCUCCACCAAAUGGGUCCAUGCCUGAACAUAGUACAUCCAUUCAGAAGGUUGAUGGUACUACGGAUCGCUUCAGCUUGUUCAGUGACCAAGACACAAAACAGAAUCAUUUUAUUGUACCUCCUUCCAAUUGGGCGACCUUCGAGUGAGAGGAUUGUAGAGAGAUGAACUGAUGGAAUCUAUGUCCAAGUAGUUUUGCAAUGCAGUUAACUGUGAAAAUGGAAAGGGUGAUUCUCAUUAAGGUUCACUUUACCACCUUGGUUAUGAGAUCCUUUCUUGUUUUCAUAUUCAUGUGCCAUCACGCCUUCACCAGCAACUAUAAUAUAUAGUAUUUCUUAUGGAAGGCUACGCGCAAAACCACAUCCCAAGGAAAACCAAUUGUCAUAUUUCCUUGUUCUAGCAUUUCAAGAUUAGCUAUUUACGGGAAAAUUCUUAACCGGGGUUCAGAAAUACCAGGUUUUUGAAAUGUUCCCUAAUCUGCUCUUCAUUUAUGUAAUCAAAUGUUUGAAGUGGAUUUGGCUGGCUUAAAUUAUUCAUCUUGAUUUGUAUUUUAUAACAAUUAUUCAUCUUGAUUUGUAUUUUAUUACAUCCUCUGCUUUUAGCUUGAA